AUGCGAACCAACCCUCGAACCACGUUUCAUGCGGCCAUUUCUGCUUGCUUUACCCGGCAUGGCAAGGCGCAAUCGACUGUCGACUUGGGCUGGUAUGCGCCCAAUGCGACGGAGGUAAAUGACCUGACAAAGGUUCUUGCGGGAGACGGCACCUACGCAUUUAUUUACAACAGUUCUACUACCCCGGAAAACGAGUAUGGUACCUACAAUUGGUGCAAUAUGCCACACGUGCGGGCAACCGAGUACAAGAAGCCGCCUGCGGAGUAUAAGCUGCAAUAUGUCGAAGUGAUCCACAGGCAUCACAAGCGGACCGUCUAUGCGUCGAACUCUUUCCCAGUCGAAUCAUACGGGUGGAACUGCGAUGAUGAAGCUCUCUUCCAGUACGGAGCUCCGAAGGCUGGGAAGCAGCCAGCACGCGUGUAUUGGCAGGGCUACAUUUCGCCAGUAAACCCGUUCGUACCUACUGGGUUCCUGGGCAGUUGUCAGUUUCCUCAGGUCACAAGAGAGGGUCUUGAGGAUUCGUGGCAGCAUGGGAAGGAUCUCUAUGGCGUAUACCAUGAUUUUCUGGGAUUCUUGCCGGAUACUGCCAACGAGAAAGUCGCAUUCAGGGUCACUCAGAAUGUCAUUACCAGCGAGGUUGCCGGCAUGGUCGUAAAUGGUAUGUUCAAGAUAGAGGAGGCCUACCCGUUGCUGAUCCAGCCCCAGGGAUAUGAUUCCUUAGAGCCAGACUACUCUUGUGCAACUUCGUCCAGUCUUCUGAAUGCGAUCAGGUCCGGGAGUAACUGGACGAAUCACUUGACUGCUGCCUCUUCGCUAUUCGCGACUUUAGAUAACAUCUCUGGAGUAUCUCCCACAGAUGAGGGCUUUCACGCCAGUUUUGAUCAUUACUAUGAUAACCUCUCCGCAAGACAGUGUCACGGGAAGCCGCUGCCUUGCAAGCUGGUUGGUGGACUUAAUUCCACAACUUGCGUCAACCAAGAUCUCGCAAAUAAGGUGUACCGUCUUGGAAACUACGAGUACUCCUACAUCUACCGCGACGAUCCGAGAAGUCUGGCUGCAUUUUCUGCUGGCUACGGCGUCUGGGUUGGCGAGCUUACCUCCCACAUCCGGGAGUUCAUCAAUGGAACAAGUAAGGUGAUAUACAGACACAACGUUGCCCAUGACGGUUCGGUCUCGAUGUUAUUGUCUCUCCUGCAGCUGGAUGUCAUGGUCUGGCCGGGCAUGGGCGCUGAAGUCGUCUUCGAGCUCUACCAGAAGGACUCUUCCAGAAGCCCAAGUUCGGCUUUCGCAGCACCAACUUCUGCGCCAAGACACUCUCCUGGUUCAAGCAGCUAUUAUAUGCGUGUUCUUUGGAAGGGUCAAGUGUUGAGAAGCUCGAAUCCAAGCUUUGGCUUGAUGGACAUGGUCCCGCUUGAUACUUUCCUGGCAUACUUCGAUGGCCUUGUUGGUGUUGGUGCGAGCCUUGUGAAAGGCAAGUGCGAUGGACUCCUGUUUGAAUAG
Messenger RNA from Drepanopeziza brunnea f. sp. 'multigermtubi' MB_m1, 1500 nucleotides. RefSeq lists its product as uncharacterized. NCBI's taxonomy places the organism in Eukaryota, Fungi, Ascomycota, Leotiomycetes, Helotiales, Drepanopezizaceae. Gene Ontology annotation, molecular function: phosphatase activity. Gene Ontology annotation, biological process: dephosphorylation. The record is from RefSeq and is a predicted model, not a curated record.